Drosophila nasuta is the source of this 980-nucleotide messenger RNA. RefSeq names its product protein rolling stone. The record is from RefSeq and is a predicted model, not a curated record. The transcript is spliced from 3 exons. Bases 128 to 913 code for a protein of 261 amino acids. NCBI's taxonomy places the organism in Eukaryota, Metazoa, Arthropoda, Insecta, Diptera, Drosophilidae. Gene Ontology annotation, cellular component: membrane.
UUUUAAAUAACAUUUCUACUUUGAUAUAACCUUCACAUUAAAAAUAUUUCAAAUAAACUUUUUCUACAAAACAUUCUCCAUUUUAAUGAACGCAACACUGUAAGGAGACAGUUGCUAAGCGGAGAAGAUGGCACAAUUAACUGAACAGCGUCAGGCACCUUUGACUUUUAGAGAUGAAUUUAAAUUAGUGCAUCUUCGACUUCAUCAUCAUGCACCAGAAGAUUUCUUCAGAUCUCAAUGGCAAUCGGAACUGAAGUCGUGCGCUUUUUUAAUAUACCGAUGGAUAUUGGCUAUAUUCUUUGGAACUGGAUUGUGCUCUUAUCUCAUCAUAUUUUUCUCGCGGGGAACUGUCUUUAUUUACUUAACAAAUUGGGGCUUUAUAUUAUGCAGUGUUACCAGCAUUAGUGGUGCCAUUUUCGUUUCCAUCUAUCAUGCAAGUACUGAAAGUAUUGUUAAUCGGCGUUGCAUGUUAAAGUGCUACUGGGCAUGUUAUUGGAUAAACUUAAUUUUUACGCACAUAAUUUCUAUUAUUUACUGGACCUGCAUUUUUCCUAAGAAGCAACCGCAAAAUCUUAUUAGUGGAAUUUACAACGUGUGGACCCAUGGCUUGCCUCCGGUUUUCUUCACUCUGGAUCACUUACUGGUAGCGCAUCCUGCACGACUGCUGCACUUUAUAUAUCCAUUUGGCUUGGCUUUGCUCUAUGUGAUAUUCACUUAUGUUUAUUAUGUGCUUGGUGGAUUAGAUCGAUUGGGAAGAAGUUACAUUUACGAAAUGUUAAACCACGGAAAUCCUUUGCAGACAUUGAAAACUAUUGUAAUGGUUGCAGUUCUUCUAGUGUGCUGUUCAACGCUACAGUAUGGAGUGUAUCGAUUGAGAGUAUGUAUAGCAAGCAAGCUUGGAAAAUUACUGUAGUUCAACCAUAUUUGUCUUUUUCGUAUACUCAUAAUUAUUUCGUCGUAAUAAAAAUAGGUGUUCACAA